Caenorhabditis remanei is the source of this 1935-nucleotide messenger RNA. RefSeq lists its product as uncharacterized. Bases 1 to 1935 code for a protein of 644 amino acids. The record is from RefSeq and is a predicted model, not a curated record. Lineage: Eukaryota; Metazoa; Nematoda; Chromadorea; Rhabditida; Rhabditidae. The transcript is spliced from 7 exons.
AUGAGUGCCAAGAGGUUACUUUUGUACGUUUCUAGUAUUUUUCUGAUUUCAAAUGUCUUUGCCAAUUCUAAUACUUCAACUAAUUUUGGUGUCGGCUCUUGUGAUUCGAUUAUCAGUGAUUUUGUGAUUGAUUUGGAACACGAUAAUGGGAGUUUGAACACCACAUUGAUGUGCGGAAAAGUGUUGAAAUGCCUGGAAACCUUAAAAAGCGAAUCUGGUCGGAAACUGAAACAACUUUAUGAUUCAAGAUGUGAAAUGUAUGAGUUCUACAGUCACGAAAUGAUGUUUUGUUCUCAAUUGCUUAUUGAUAAACGAAUAUAUAAAGGAUCCAGUUCGAAAGUGUCGAACUGUCCAGAUGGAUAUGAAUUCCCCUUUACAAAUUCUGAGCACCAAUUAUUAGAUUAUUUAAAUUCAGUCAAACCAUGCGUUCUAGAUAUUGCCAGUGUUUAUUGUUCUGCACCCGCAGCCAAUUAUCUCGUCACCAAUUACGACCAAUUUAUUAAUUAUAUGAUUGUAAAACCGGAAUAUGAGAAUUGUGAGAAUGUAUACGUCGAGCUGAACAGAUACCAAUGCAAGCAGUCUGCAGACAUGAUUAAAUCUCGAGGAAUGUGGUUCAGUACAUAUAAUGGAGGGAGUUCGUCGUUAGAGAUUGAAAGUGUCGAAAAGAAUGAUAAAUAUUGCAAUAAAGUUAAGGAAUGCAGUCUAGACCCAUGGAACAUUUUGCCAUUAUCAAAGUCACUUCAACAUUGCGAAAUCGUCGAAGCACUACAAUCAGAUUUCUAUCGAUGCCUCAAAACACACGGAUCACUUCAUCCCGUAUCAAUAGAAGGAUGUUCAAUCAAUUAUUCAAAUAGGGACUGUGUAAAAACUACUAUGGCGGCAAGAUGCGGAAGUGACGCUGUUGUGGACUUUAACAGGAGAUAUGAAUGGUUCAACAGGAAUAAUUUGAAUCAGACUCUUGGAAAUCUUCGAAUUGAUACGAACUAUUCUAGUUUUGACGAACAGAACAACCAGAAGAAUGGAAUAAUAGAAGAUACGGAAGUUGGGAAAUGUGCACCAGUUGUUGAUGAAUUGGUGACUCUUCUUUCCAGAAGAAUAAGCGACGAUUUUAGAAAACUUUUCAGAAUUGCAAACGAGACUUGUGCGAGAGUAAUGGAUUGCUAUGAAUCAAUUGGAACCCCAGAAGCACUUAAACUCAAAAAAUCCUAUCAAUCGAUUUGUGAUAAAGUAGAGUUUAGCUGCGACGACCUCGAUGGAUGUCUCACUUCUUUUUAUUCGAAACAACGAGAAGGAGCUUACGAUGUUGACAAAAAAGACAUUUUCUCGAGGAACUUGACACGCAAACGAGGAGGAUUUCUGGCAGGACAGUCGAAAUUUAUGAAGUUUGCGGAAGGCCGGUGUACGAAGAGAGCGAAGAGAUAUCUUCAAUUGAAAUAUGAAUAUUUUGUGAACUUGAUCACUACGAAACCGGAAAAUGACAAUUGCAAAUCUGUAUUUGCUAGGACUGAAAACGUUCAAUGCAAUGAAAUUAUAGAACAAAUGUAUUGGAAAACAACAGACCUAAAUGAAAUGGAUUCAAAGAUGGCUUAUGAAUCUUCCAAAGAGUGUCAGCAGGCAGAGAAAUGCAUGACCGGCGCCACGUGCCCCUCGGAAGAUGCCACAAAAGUGUUGAACUGGUGUGAAUCUGAAAGUUUCCGAGGCGCCGCAUUCUAUUCUUGUCUGACGAAGCUAAACAAACUGAGCAGCCUGACUUGGCACAACCAUUAUUGUGCAGAAGCAAUUGUACAUAAAAUGCAAAAACCGGAAUGGUUUUUGCAGUUCUUCAAGUACAACAAGGAUUGUCUGAAAAUCAUAAUGUUGGAGAAGUGUGGAUCGGAUGCAGUCAGAAGUUUUAGUGAACACUUUGAUCAUAUUUUGAAAUCUUUGGGUGGUUAG